Purpureocillium lilacinum is the source of this 1548-nucleotide messenger RNA. RefSeq lists its product as uncharacterized. The record is from RefSeq and is a predicted model, not a curated record. Gene Ontology annotation, biological process: monosaccharide transmembrane transport. Gene Ontology annotation, cellular component: membrane. NCBI's taxonomy places the organism in Eukaryota, Fungi, Ascomycota, Sordariomycetes, Hypocreales, Ophiocordycipitaceae. Gene Ontology annotation, molecular function: hexose transmembrane transporter activity.
AUGGCAAACCGGGGCGUGAGGCAGUGCCUCUCCGACAUUACAUUUUACCUCGUCACCAUCAUUGCCAUUGCCACGCUCGGCCCGCUGCAAUUUGGCUUCCACCUUGCCGAGCUCAACGCGCCCCAAGAUGUCAUCACCUGCCGCAAAAAGACCAUCUCGACGGCUGCCCGCCUCGCCGCGUGGGUCCACUCGUCGAAACCAAAGGACAAGGCCCCCGCUGGCCUCCUCCCCGACUGCAUCCCCAUGAGCGAAGCCGCCUUCGCCACCGUCUCCUCCGUCUUCACCCUCGGCGGGCUCGUCGGCGCCCUCUGCGCGGGCCCCCUGUCGUCGCGCCGCGGCCGCCUGCCCGCCAUGCGCGCCACCGCCCUAUGCUACGUCGUGGGCGCCGUCGUCGAGACGUUUGCCGGCCGCGUCUGGCUCCUCGCCCUCGGGCGCCUGCUCGCGGGCCUCGGCGCCGGCGCGUCCACCGUCAUCGUUCCGCUCUACAUCAGCGAGGUGUCCCCGCCCGACGAGCGCGGCCUCUUCGGCGCCAUGACCCAGGUGUCCAUCAACGUGGGCAUCCUCGGCACCCAGACGCUGGGCUACUUUCUCAGCCACGGCGCUGCCUGGCGCUGGAUCCUCGCCGCGGGGGCCGGCGUCGCCUUUGCCCAGGCGGUCGGUCUGCUGGCGGUGCCCGAGAGCCCGGCGUGGAUGGCGGCGCACGGGGACCCGGUCAAGGCCAAGGCCACGUUGCAGCGCAUCCGCGGCGAGAGCUUCGAUGUUCAGAGCGAGGUUGCCAAUUGGGACCACCACGAGCGCCGCGGCUCCAACGAUGAGGAGGAGGGUUUGCUGUCCCAGCCGGACGCGGUGCCCUCGUCGCCGACGUCGAUUCGGUCGCACAAGGCGCCCGUGCACCUGGGCUUCUUGCAGGUUGUGGCCGACCCGCUGUACCGGCCGGCCAUCGUGGCCGUCGUCGGCAUCAUGGUGGCGCAGCAGUUUUGCGGCAUCAACAGCAUCAUCAUGUAUUCGGUGUCCCUGCUGGCGGACUUGCUGCCCAUCUCGUCGGCCCUGCUCACCAUCCUCAUCUCCGUCGUCAACCUCGGCAUGACCAUUGCCUGCUCGCCGCUGCCGGACCGCCUCGGGCGCAAGACGUGCCUGCUGCUGUCCAUCGUGGGCCAGGGCACCAGCUCCUUUGUGCUGGCCUUUGCCAUCGUCUACGGCGUGAAGAUGCUGUCGGCCAUUGCCGUGCUCUUCUUUGUGGCCUUCUUCGCCGUCGGGCUGGGCCCCGUGCCGUUCAUCAUGGCGUCGGAGCUGGUCGGGCAGGAGGCCGUGGGCGCGACGCAGAGCUGGUGCCUGGCGGCCAACUACGUGGCGACGUUCAUCGUUGCACAGUUCUUCCCGAUUGUCAACACGGCGCUGAACAAUGCGCUCGGCGGCAAGGGCUGGGUGUAUUUCUUGUUUGCCGCGCUGGCGGCCGUGUCUGCCGUGUUUGUCUCGUGGCGAGUGCCCGAGACGAGAGGCAAGAGAGACGCCGACGAGGUGUGGGGGAGGACGCGGCGCUUGGACUAG